AUGGUAAAUGCUGAAGAUGUUCAGGAACAAGACAUUGAAGAUGUUAUUGAUGAACAAGGUCAAGACUUCAAGCUGGUUGGUGAGUCUUCUGAACCCUUUGAUAUUAAUGAAGUUCUUCGGAGAGUAAAUGUUAUUCAAAGGAAAAGAAAAGCAAAAGAAAUGUUGUUGUUAGUAUGGAAGACACAGCAGUUUGUUCUUGUUGGUAAACCAUCCUCAGUUCCUUAUAGCAUCAAAGAAAUUGCUCGCCAAAUCAAGAUCAAAGAAAGGCGAAGAAAAGCUAAGAUAGCACGUGGAGAGAUUGUUGAUGAUGAUUCUGAUAUAGAAUUGUUUGGAGAUGAAGAAGAAGAUGAAGAUGAUAAUGAUGUCGAUUCAGAUAAUAAAGAUGACAAGGGUGAUGAUGACGAUGAUCAGGGUGCUUCUGGGUUAUUGAUUGGGAAUCCUAAUGUUCAAGAAAGGAUUGAAGAGUUGCUGAAUGAUGAAAUCAAUGAACAGGAGGAUGAUCCAUAA
This is a messenger RNA of Helianthus annuus (common sunflower), 507 nucleotides long. Its product is annotated as prothymosin alpha-B-like. NCBI's taxonomy places the organism in Eukaryota, Viridiplantae, Streptophyta, Magnoliopsida, Asterales, Asteraceae. The transcript has a single exon. The coding region runs from base 1 to 507 and encodes 168 amino acids. The record is from RefSeq and is a predicted model, not a curated record.